Molecule: messenger RNA, 2508 nt
Organism: Malania oleifera
Lineage: Eukaryota; Viridiplantae; Streptophyta; Magnoliopsida; Santalales; Ximeniaceae
Product: protein FRIGIDA
Exons: 3
Coding region: 283-2292 (669 amino acids)
Source: RefSeq, a predicted model, not a curated record
AUAAAUAUCCCAUGUGAUAAUUCAAGGAGGCACCUAGACACGUCCCAUGGGGAAGGGGCGCUUGAGAGCUACUAAUCGGCUUGCGGUGAGAGAAUGUAACAUAGGGGCCGGUGGCUUCAUGCGGGUCGCUUCCAUAAUCCAUUCGUCCUCGCCAUCCGCAUAACUUCGCCGUCCAAUCUCCAAAGUCCAAGAGCCUUUGUUGGAUACUGGAGAAGAGGUUAUUAGGGUUCAUGGUACCUUCGGCUUUUCGAUAAAAUUAGGUCGCCAAAUUCAGACAGUCUCAUGACAAAGCCCUCGGUGCCCGUCGCAAACCUUGAUUCCACCAACAUGCUUCUACGGAUUAAGCAAGAACAAAAGCAAUCGCCACUAGCAGGAGCAGGAACAGGAGCAGGAGCAGAAGCACCACCACCGCCACUGCAAAACCCUGUAGCUCAAGCGAGAGGGGAAGUCAAAAUGGAACUACAAGAAGAAGAAGAAGAGCCCCAAUACAUGAAAUCCAUCAACGAACUCGCUUCUCUCUCCGCCACAAUCCACACCUUCAAAAGCAGAUUCGAGGACCUUAAAAAACACCUGGAUUUUAUCCAAAACGCUAUCGACUCCGAAUUCAAGGAUUAUCAUCACCAACCAGAACAACAAGAGCAGCAGGUGCAGAUUGAAAACAAAUCGGCUGCAAUUUCACAUCCGAAAUCAGUGGGAACAGAUCAAACAGGUUUGACAAAGCCACCAGACACGGAAACUGGUGUCAAAGCCUCUCGCUCAGAGAUUCAGCAUCUCUGCGAAACAAUGUGCAGCCGGGGCCUUCGCAAGUACAUCGCUACGCAUAUGUCAAAUAUAGGGAAGCUUCGCGAAGAAGCCCCUGCGGCUCUUAGGCUCGCGCCAAAGCCUGCGAAGCUCGUUCUGGAAUGCAUUGGGAGGUUUUUUCUGCAAGGGAGCAAAGCGUACAACAAGAAUUCACCGAUGAUUUCUUCAAGACAAGCCUCGGUGUUGAUUUUGGAGCUGUUUCUUUUGAUGUUGGGAGGCUGUGGAGAAGGAGAGGUUGAGAUUGAGUCCUCUGUGAAGGAGGAGGCAGAGCAGGGAGCAAUUGCGUGGCGAAAAAGGUUGAUUAGUGAGGGUGGUGUGGGCAAGGCCAGUGAGACUGAUGCGAAAGGUUUGUUGCUUUUCAUUGCCUGUUUUGGGAUUCCUGCAGCAUUUAAGAGCGAAGAUGUUGGUAAGUUGCUGAGGUUGUGCAAUAUUGCUGAGAUUUCUGAUGCAUUGAAGGUGUCUCGCGUGCUUGUCUCAAAAAUGGCAGAUAUCAUGGAUGCUAUGGGGAAGAAUGGAAUGCAUGUGGAAGCUAUUGAUAUUGCUUACACCCUUGGGAUUGAGGAUAAGUUUCCUCCCCAGACAAUCUUGACUGCAUACUUGCGAGAGUCCAAGGAAGCAUACAAGAAAGCAAGACGAGAUGCACAAAGUUCACCGGUAGCACUGAAAGAAGCAAACGAAAUGCAGUUAGAUGCUCUAAAAUCUGUUGUCAAGUGUUUGGAAGACAGGAAGUGGGAUCUAACAAAGCUUCUCGGCGGAUGGCAAAUUAAAGAAAAGAUGGUCAAGUUGGAGAAGGAAAAUGCUGAUCUUGACAAGAGGAUUGAAGAUGCAGCAAGGACAAAGAGAAAACUGGACGAAAUGGGGUCCUCAAGUAAAGUGAAGGUAGAAGCUAAACGUGCGCACCUUGCAGCCCAAGGAUCGCCCAUGUUGAUAUCUCCUAAUGUCAAUAGUUUGCAUGAGCGGCGGGCAGCUAUUUUUGCAGAUGGCAUGAGGUCGUAUGAUAGUUUAGUGCCAAAAUCUUUGGAAAGUGGUAUUUCUGGUCUCAGCAGUUAUUCUGGUAUGCAUGCAGCAGCAAUCGGAGGUAGUGUGGUCCCUGGAGCAGGUGCGCUAUCCAUGAGUUCAUAUGCUGGGGCUCGUGGGGACAUUGGGGUUGAUAAGCUUGGGCAUAUGACGAGCAAGACAGGUCAGUCGUAUGGAUGGCAUGGGGUUGAUGUCUCCACAGCAGCAUAUACAGACAGGCCACUUGCACAAAACACCCUCGGGCAGUCUGCAUCAAAGGUGGCUGGUGGUUUGUUUGGACCAUUGCCAUCUGUGGAGGGCUUUGCUGGUCUGCCAGAUUUUGCGCCCAGUGGCGCUUCUAAUCGAGCAUCAGCAUCUGAUCUAUACCGGUUUGCUGAUGAUGUAGUGGAAACUGAUCCUUAUGGCAGUAGCUCUCACAGGCCUGGUGCUCUGCCCCCUGUUGUCCCUGCUCGCCAUCCUUCUUACAUGUAUUAACCAGUUGAAUUUGCAGCACAGCACCAGGUUUUUGGACUUGAUUUUCUAUUUUAUAGAGAAUUUCGUAGCUAGGGACUUGGCAUAAGCUUGUUUAUUUGCUUUUACUCCAGACAAGCAGGUUGCUUGGCAUGUUCAAAAUGCCUCAUAUUGGGCUUUCCCUGGUUCAAGCAUUACAUAAUUAUUACUGAAUGGGCAAAUAGUUUUAAGUUGAACAAA